AUGUUUUGCUGGCAUACACAAUUUACUAUAUUACGCAAAUAUUUCAUCGAUCGGUAUUUUCAAAAUUCCGUUCAGUUCCGGUAUGUUACGAAAUUAGUAAAAGAUACGGAUAUUAAGAAAAUACGCAAUAUAGGUAUUAUAGCUCAUAUAGAUGCAGGUAAAACGACAACGACAGAGAGAAUGCUUUAUUAUUCUGGACUAACUACAUCGAUGGGAGAAGUACAUGAUGGUGACACAGUGAUGGACUAUAUGGCCCAAGAACGAGAGAGAGGAAUAACGAUAACUUCAGCAGCAGUAACAUUUAAUUGGAAAAAACAUAAAAUUAACUUAAUUGAUACUCCUGGUCAUGUAGAUUUUACCUUUGAAGUUGAAAGAUCUGUGUUUGCAUUAGAUGGUGCAAUCACCAUCUUAGACUCGUCAGCUGGUGUUGAAGUACAGACCUUGAAAGUUUGGGAGCAAGCAAGAAGGUAUGAAGUUCCCUGCAUUAUUUAUUUAAAUAAAAUGGAUAAACCUGCUGCUGAUUUAGACAUGUGUUUAACAUCUUUAGUGCAGAAGUUGAAAGUGCAACCUUUGCAGCUGCACAUUCCAGUUGGAUGUGGCAAAGAUUUUAGAGGUGUAAUUGACGUUUUAUCAAUGCAAAAAAUUGUUUGGGAUAGUUCCAAUAGCGAUGGAACCAACUUUAUUGUGCAAAAUAUUGGAGAAGGAAAGGAAUCGUCUCUGCUCAAGGAGAAACGAGAGCAAUUGAUAGAGACUGUUGCGGAUUUAGAUGAUGAAAUUGGAGAAAUUUACAUAACUAAAGGAACUGAUGCUUUGUCAUUUGAUGAUCUCUGCUCUGCUAUUCGCAGAAUCACACUGAAGAGGUUAGCAGUUCCUGUCUUUUGCGGGAGCUCGUACAAAAAUAAAGGAGUGCAGUUACUAUUGGAUGCUGUCAUCACUUAUCUUCCCAAUCCUUCUGAGCGCAAAUUAAAUUUUACUUCCAUGUACAAAGAUACAUGUGCUCUUGUAUUCAAGAUAAUCCAUAGCAAGAACAAAGAACCAUUGACUUUUGUCAGAGCCUAUUCUGGUCAGCUAAAAAGUGGUCAGAAAGUGUAUAAUGUAGAUCAUCAGUGUUCAGAAAAAAUUGAAAAGAUCAUGGUAGCUUCAGCGGAUGAUUUUCAUGAAGUGUCUUCCCUAUCUGCAGGAAACAUUGGAGUGAUAACUGGUUUCAAAAAUGCUGUAACUGGUGAUAUUUUAACAGCAUCUGCGUCUUCUCUUAAAAAAGAUCCAGAAGCAUGUUCUACGUACUCAGUCCAAAUACCGGAUCCUGUGUUCUUCUGUACCAUUGAACCCCCUUCUGUUGGUCAACAGAAGACUUUGGAUUUUGCCCUGCAGUGUUUGCAAAGAGAAGAUCCUACCCUUCAUGUAGAGGUUGAUGAAGCAAUUGGACAAACCAUUUUGAUGGGCAUGGGGGAAUUACAUAUUGAUGUCGUAAAGCAAAGAAUUAAGACAGAAUAUGGAAUUGAUGCCUACUUGGGCCCAUUACAGGUUGCCUAUCGUGAAGCUUUGCGCACUAAAGUAUCUAAUAUUCAUGUGCUUGAUAAAACGUUGAGCGGCAAUAAGCAAUUUGUAAAACUUGAGCUUGAGUUGUAUCCUUGUAAUAAAACAGAGCUGUUGAAAGAAGUCAAGAUAGUUGUAACUAAAGAAAAUAAUUUGGGCAAAAUAAGACCCGAUUAUUUGAAAGCAAUUAAUACUGGGAUGAAAAAUGCAUUUCAAAAUGGACCACUUUUAAAUUUUCCUGUGCUUGAUGUUGCAGUAAAUCUACUUUGGCUUGAAGUUGGUAAAGGAACGUCAUUAUCGAUGAUAUCUGCAGCUACCUCGCAGUGCAUUUCCUCUGCAUUACGUAAGGGUUCUGUCCACCUGUUGGAACCAAUCAUGUUUUUGUCCAUUGUUGUGAAUAAAGGAUAUGCUGGUCAAGUUAUUAAUGACUUAUCACAAAAACGAAGCCAAAUUUUGAACAUGGAGUUGAGACAAGACGUUGAAGUCAUUGAAUCAAAGACGCCUUUAUCUGAACUAAGAGGUUAUUCUUCCCAUUUAAGAGCUCUGACUGCUGGUACAUGUUCUUUUACAAUGGAGUUUGAUAGUUAUCAAGAGAUGGAACCUCAAGAACAAGCUAAAGUGGUUCAAAAUUUAACUGGAUUUUAUUGA
Molecule: messenger RNA, 2184 nt
Organism: Uloborus diversus
Lineage: Eukaryota; Metazoa; Arthropoda; Arachnida; Araneae; Uloboridae
Gene: mRRF2
Product: ribosome-releasing factor 2, mitochondrial-like
Exons: 1
Coding region: 1-2184 (727 amino acids)
Biological process (GO): mitochondrial translation; ribosome disassembly
Cellular component (GO): mitochondrion
Molecular function (GO): translation elongation factor activity; GTP binding; GTPase activity
Source: RefSeq, a predicted model, not a curated record